This is a messenger RNA of Culex pipiens pallens (northern house mosquito), 4786 nucleotides long. RefSeq lists its product as uncharacterized. The record is from RefSeq and is a predicted model, not a curated record. The transcript is spliced from 3 exons. NCBI's taxonomy places the organism in Eukaryota, Metazoa, Arthropoda, Insecta, Diptera, Culicidae. The coding region runs from base 677 to 3013 and encodes 778 amino acids.
AGGUGUUGAUUAUACAUUUUUAAGCUUUAAUUUCUUGACUUUUUUGAUUUAUGAAUUAUGAUGAUUAAUUUAUAAUUAUGAUUUUUUUUUUCAGACACGACGGAAGCGUCGAGUACGACAGAUUGUGCCAGGGCCUCGAUCAUGUUUCGAUUAGUUUUGAUGUCAAGAACAGUCGAGUCAAAAUUGCAUGCCCACUUUGCGAGACUGUCCAGGCCACCUGUAACACGGAACGAAGCGGUUCCUGGAAGAUCACCAACUUUGUGACUCACGUCAAAAAUCAUUGGAAGAAGCCGGACGAACCUGCAGAAAAACGUCAAAGAACGGCUCUUCUGAUUGAACGUGUACCAUCUGAACCUUCCCGAUCGCAAAGCCAGUCCGCAUCCGAUAGCUUGGACAGAAACGAACUCACCACCUCGCUCACGACGACGAGUGCGACUUAUGAUGACUUCACAAUCGAAUCAAUUCCAUUUGUUGACCCAGAUGACCAACGUGAAGACCAGGACGCAACUUCGACCGAGGCGCUAGACUCCGACAUUCCAGAGAAUUUAAACUAGCUGUGUGCCAACAGAGGGCCGAUGCUGGCACAGCUGAACAAGGCCGCAAGAAAUCUCCACGCCUGAUCGAUCUACUGCAAAAUGUUCACGAAAAAUCGGAAAAUUUGGAGAAAUUAAACGGAAUGCGCUACACACAGAGAGAACUGGACCUGUUUUUGUAUCAGUACGUUCAAGGAGGAGCUCAUUUUUAUCAAGAUCAACGAGCGAACGCAAUCUGCCCAAGCCAGGCGACUCUCAAAAGAUUGUUGAGCAAGAAAGCCGAACGUUUUGAAGAAGGUCAACUGCGAAUACACGAGCUGGCACGGUUCCUCGAAAAAAAUAAUUUGCCAAAGGCUGUUGUUUUGAGCGAGGAUGCCACCAAAAUAAACGGACAAAUUGAGUAUGACCAUGCAAAAGCGCGAAUAUGUGGCCUCGUAGCUCCGUUCAAUGCUAACGGAAUGCCAGAGAGCAAUAUUUUCAGAACAACCAACCCAGUACAAGUCCUAAACAAUAUAAAGAACUAUCCGGUGGGCCGUAACGUCUACGUUUGCAUGGCGCAGCCAUUGGAAGCAGGGUCACCGUCGUUCUGUUUGCAGUAUUUUUGCAGCGAUAACAAAUUUACUGCAAAGCAAGUAACCACAAGAUGGAAGCAUUACAGAGAGGUUAUGGACAAAGAAGGAAUUAUAAUUGUCGGACAUGCCAGUGACGGAGAUCCUCGACCAAUCGGAUCCAUGCUUGAUGGUAUGGAGAUGCCGAGCAGUUCUAAUUCAACAUAUGGAGAUGACUAUUGCGCAACGGCGCUCCCCGAACGCGUUUACAUGCAGGAUUACACCCACGGCGUAAAUAAGCUGAAAGUGAAAAUCUUAAAGAAAGAUGUUGAGUUGCUUUUAGGAAAAUUUAAAAUAUCACGACUCCAUCUUGAGACACUCCUUGCAAAUGUUCAUAAGAGUGUGCACGGACUUUCUCCAGCGGACCUGAAUGACGGGGACAAGAUGAAGUUCCAGCCUGCUCUGCGUAUGUCGAAACAAUGCGUUAUCGAUGCGCUGAGAGCACACGUCCCCGAAAGCAACGCAACAGCCUUGUAUCUCACUAUGAUGAAGGAUAUUGUGGACACAUUUAUUACCAGAACAGAACUCUGUCCAGUCCAAAACGUGUUCAAAAUUUGGCACGUACUAUUCAUCUUGCGGGCUUGGCGGAACAUGUGCAUGAGAAAAUACAACGGUAUAAAAAAUACCAUCACGACAAAUACAUACUGGAGCGUUGAGCUGAUGGCCCAUAGCUUGAUCAACUAUAUUGCUCAAUGCCGCGAAAAAGGUUUACCGUAUCUACCGGAGUUGAUCCAGAGCCAAACGUGCGAGAGCUUCUUUCGAUCAGCGAGAUCAUUAUCUACUACGGAGUCAACGGUGAUCAACUUCACAAUGAAAGGCUUUGAGUCCAAAAUUAAUUUGAUUCAAGCAAAGACGGAAAUCGCCCACGACGCAUCCAACGGGUUUGUUUUUCCCCGUGUAGAUCAAAAGAAGACCGACAGCAUGAUAAUCGACUAUCCCCUGCCAACGAUUUCCGAAAUUCGAGAAACAAUUGUGAAGGCGCGAGCUGAAGCAACUGAAACACUGAAGGACCUCGGAAUCACCGAUGAUGAAAUCGAUUUCAAAGAAUCAAUCGAAUUGCGACAACCCAGAAAGAAGACUGAGCCAAACUUUGAAUUUGUGGACACAAAUGCUGUGAAUUCAGAGGAGUCCGAGGACGAAGAAGAAAUCUCUGCGUAUCACAAUGAGUUCAUGGAUGAAUCAACACUAGAGCAAACACAACCCGAGGAAGAAGACAAAAAUGACUAUACGGACAAACAAACACAAUCAGAGGAAGAAGACAAAAUUUAUGAUGUAGAUGAAAUCUUCAAAGAUUCACCGGAAACUUUUAACGUCGUUGCAUCCAAAAACAUCAACCCCAAGCAUUCGUUUAGAGUGAGAAAAUCCGACGGAAAAAUAGUUCAUCUCAACAUGAAGACAUUUUUAUGGCUAAUCCAAAAUGGACCUGAUAGAUGCAGCGUGGAUAGAACGAAGAGGUUUCAGGAAAAGGCAAGCUUGAAGACAUCUGUCCACCAUACCGAAAAUGAAGAGCGAGACAUCGUAAGAAGAGGUGACUGGAUCGCUGUUAACAACAAGGGAGUAUUUACAGUAGCGCACGUCCAUGGAUUUAGAUACCUGUCUGGGAAGAGAACAUCAUUUACCUUGGAUGAGUGUCCCGUUAACCCACCGAGCUGCAGCAACUCAAAAGGCGUUGGUGUAAUUGGCAGCUUUUAUACCAUGACUGAAUCAAAUGAUCUGCGACCCGAUAAAAGCAUAACGCAAGGCUAUGUGAACAUUCAAUCUUACGUAUCUCAUGUGAAAAGUCCAUCUCACGAUGGUGCAGCAUGGGCAUUUUCUUCUGAGAAUUUGAUUUAUAUUUCUAAGCUACGAAACAAUCCUACAGUUGCUGACUGAAUCGAAUUGAUUUCUGAAAGGUUAAGAAAAGAAGCGUUGAAGAAAGUUUAGAAAACGCAUUAUUUGUUAUAGUUAAGUUUGUUGAAAUAAAACAUAUCAAACAUUUUAUUUUUGUAUUUAUCCACAUGACCGUAAUCCACACCUCGCACCUCACAUCUUUACAUACUGAAUUAUAACCUCACAUGCCCAUUUCUUGAGGAUUUGUUUUUUUUUCGUGUUAAGAAGGACAUUUUGAGCGACUUUUGUUCUAGGAAAAACUUGACUCCUCUUGUUUUAUAUUUUCCUUGUUUCAUUUUUAGUAUUUUAUUUUGCAUUUAUGUUGUUAGGUUUUUGUUUGUUUCUGAUAGUAUUUGGCUUAUUCUUAGACCUUUUAUCAUUACCUUGUGCCUUUCUUGUUUUUUCAUGUUUUUGGAGCAACUUUUUCAUUUUUAGCUUGUUUUCACUUUUUCUGCUAUAGAACGAUACCAUUGUCAUUUAAAUUGUAGAAACAUGAGUAGAAGCAUAGUCUGGAACAUUACAAAAAGUACUGCAUACUUAUUAUUACAAAACAUACACAAAUGUUAGCGAAAAACACUGCCAAAGUUGACCCCAGAAAAAUGACAUUGAUUGAAAUAUUGGCAAAGUCACAUAAAUUAAGUCAAACUUCCAACCCUUAAAUAUGCUAGAAUUUAAGUAGUUCUCCUUUCCUUUGCUUUCCCAAUGCUUUUAAAGAUCAAAAAUUGGUUGAAAAAGUGAUUUUUGGCGAAUUAGUUGGAUCGAUGCCCACCUAGAGGCGGGGUUGGGUUGUAGAGGGUUUAGACACAUCCUAACAGCGACACAUCCUUGCGCAUUCCGUUAUCAGUAGAAUCUCUUAUAGAAUAUUUGACGAAGCUUGCUGUUUGAAUUUGUCAACAACAUUUGUGAUCGUGAGUUCGUUGCUGUAAAUAGCAUUUAUUUAAAUAUAGUUUUUAUUUAUUUUAAGCUGCUUCCUGUCUUUCCCAUUUCAAAUCAGCAUCAACCGGUCCGACUGCCUUCUGCUAUUCUGCGCCGUUAGUCUUAUCGCUUACUACGGGAGGUGUUAACGGCACCAGAGUGCACCAACUGCAUCAUGUACUGAAGUGUCCCUGCACCAUCCGCUAGCAGCUUUCCUCCUACGGCUCUGAAGCAUCUCUCGAAUUAACGACCUACUCUCAUUAGAUGCGGGGCCAUACAAAAUUCCCGGUUUCUUUUCGCAAAGCCCGCCUUGGCAUUGAACACUUGGUUGUCCUGGCCAUCGUGGGCCAUCCAUCGAUUUGUUAACGUUCACGAUGUUUCCGUGCUGCCGGCAAAGUUGCAGCAGCUGGACUCUGACACAACGCGGGUCUUCAGUCCAAUCCGUACCACCGGCGGGUCGCUGCAUCCCGUUUCAUUUCCACCAGCUCGUCCGGUAGCGACCCCUGACAGCGCCCAAGUCGUCUAGACAAUUCCCCGGCUGUGUCCUACCGAAUAAUUUCAGGAUCGUAGUUGUCCUUGCUCAUCCGAUCCAGUCCAAUGCGGCCAAAUCCGGACGAGUGCUGCUGCUUUUCCAAGUAGUCAAACCAGUUCCAAUUUAAAGCUGACCGCCAAGAAUCCACGGCUUUGUUGUAUCGACGGAACUUUUACCCAGGCCCCUUCUCGCAGUACUCCAGAGAGCAAUUACAUGUUUUUUGUUAAAUUAAUCAACUAAUUACGAUCGUAAAAUCAAAUUGCACACUUUCCUUCAUCAACUCCAGGCCUAACCAAACAAACUCACGAGUAUUUUUUAUGUUUUUGACA